AUGGAUGGCUUUGUCCUCGGUGCUGAAGAAAUUCUGCCUCCAACCAUUCAGAAGCUGAUGAAAGGAUACAACAAGUACCUGAGGCCUUUCUUUGGCAAUGGGCCGGUCACAGUUGGUAUGAGUCUAGACAUCGCCAGCAUUGACACCAUAUCAGAGAUAAACAUGGACUACACCGCCACCAUCUUCCUCCGUCAGCGCUGGACCGAUGAGCGGUUGGUGUUUGAGGGGAAUAAAAGUCUGAGUUUGGACGGCAGGCUGGUGGAGCUGCUCUGGGUCCCUGAUACCUUCAUCGUCGACUCCAAGAAAUCCUUCCUCCACGACAUCACUGUGGAAAACAGACUCAUCCGCAUCUUUCCCAACGGAACAGUCCUUUACGCCCUGAGGAUAACCACCACUGUGGCCUGCAGUAUGGACCUGACUAAGUACCCCAUGGAUAAACAGACCUGCACACUGCAGCUGGAGAGCUGGGGUUACAAUGUUAAAGACGUGGUGUUUUAUUGGACCAGAGGGAACCAGUCAGUCAGUGGUCUGGACACCCUACAGCUGGCACAGUACACGCUGGAGGAUCACUACACAUCAGAGUCUGAGGCUGUCUAUGAAACCGGGAAUUAUCCAAAGCUCAUCUUCCAUUUUGAGCUAAAGAGAAGCAUUCUGUACUUCAUCCUGGAGACCUACGUGCCGUCCAGUGCUCUGGUGGUCCUGUCCUGGGUUUCCUUCUGGAUCAGCCAGUCUUCAGUCCCAGCACGCAUCUGCAUAGGCGUGACCACGGUCUUGACCAUGACUACCCUGAUGAUGGGGGCUCGUACGUCGCUGCCAAACGCCAACUGCUUCAUCAAGGCGAUCGACGUGUACCUGGGCAUCUGUUUCAGUUUCAUCUUUGGCGCUCUGAUCGAGUACGCUGUCGCCCAUUUCUGCACCUUACAUCAGCCAAACGCCACCAACGCACUGAUGUACGGUCAGGAGAUGCAGGAGCGUGAGGACGAGAUGAACGGUAUCGUGACGUCCAUCGGCAGUCGUGCGCUGCGAGCCCGUAAACGGGAGGAGAUUCUGUCCAGGACGGCCAGUACCAGCAGCCCCACCCACAGCGUCAGUAAGGAUGACACGUCCUCACAACCUCGCAACCCCUGCGCUAAGACCCUGUCCCUAAUGCACCGCUUACUGCAUUAUCUGAACUGCUGCCAUAUAGAGAAUCCACACUACAUUGACAACUACUCGCGCCUAACCUUCCCCCUGUCCUUCAUAAUCAUUAACCUCUUAUACUGGACCUACUACCUGUACUUCUAG
This is a messenger RNA of Chanos chanos (milkfish), 1284 nucleotides long. RefSeq names its product gamma-aminobutyric acid type A receptor subunit zeta (gene gabrz). The transcript has 8 exons. Gene Ontology annotation, biological process: monoatomic ion transmembrane transport. Bases 1 to 1284 code for a protein of 427 amino acids. Lineage: Eukaryota; Metazoa; Chordata; Actinopteri; Gonorynchiformes; Chanidae. The record is from RefSeq and is a predicted model, not a curated record. Gene Ontology annotation, molecular function: transmembrane signaling receptor activity; extracellular ligand-gated monoatomic ion channel activity. Gene Ontology annotation, cellular component: membrane.